Molecule: messenger RNA, 1832 nt
Organism: Caenorhabditis angaria
Lineage: Eukaryota; Metazoa; Nematoda; Chromadorea; Rhabditida; Rhabditidae
Source: the annotation of a GenBank genome assembly
AUGCCGCCGAAAUCAAUUAGAGGAAAAGUGAAUGAAGGAGCAACGUCAUCAAAUGUCAAUAAUCCUGCAAUUCCACGUGUUGAAGAUGAAGAUGACGAUGUGAUGUUUUUAUGUGAAAUAGAGAAGCCCAAAAGAUCCGACAAAAAUAAGGUAAUUUUUAUUUUUGGGUUGAAAAUCUGAAAACAAAAGAAAAUUUGAUCAAGAUUUUUUCAAAUCUAAUUAGUAGCUCCAAAAACUUUGUGUGUAAUACAAAAAUUGUUCAAAUUUCAACAAAAUUUCGCCCAACAAAAACAAAUUUUAUUCGAAUUUGUUAAUGAAAAACAGAUAAAAAAAUGUGUCAAAAAAUGCUGAUGAAUGUUUUAAAAUUUUAAUUUUAGGUCAUGAAAGAAGACAGCCACAAAGAUGAGUCAGAUUUAGAAUCAGAUGAGGAAGAAGAAAAUGAGAAUGAGGAAAAAGAGGAAUCGGAGGAUAAUGAUGAGCAAGAAACAAGUGAGGAUGAUGUAGAACAAGAGGAAGAAGAGAAUACGGAGGAUAGUUCGAGAGAUUCUUCUAUUCAAAUUAUCGAGGUGGAGGAUGAUUCAACAGAAGAAGUGAAAGAUGAGGAAGAACAUAGUAUUGAAGUUCAGGAAAAAGAGGAAGAAUCGGCUGAUGUGAGUUUUUUAUUCUCAUCCUAAAAAUUGAUUUUUAACCUGACCAAAAUUAAAUGUUGCGAAAAGUGAUAACGUUAAUUUUGGAGUGCUCCUAAAAUAAAAUAACAACUUCUCUAAUACAAAGAUUCUUGGAAAUUAAAAAAUUCAAUUCAAAUUCCCCCCAGAAUUUUCAAUAAGAAUAAUUGUUCAAUUUCAAUUUUCAGGUUCCAACGACAAGUAGAAAAAGAAAGAGAUCUUCUUCUGUUGAAUUUCUCGGAGUCUUUCCAUCAACAACAUCAAAUUCUUCCACAAUGGCGCCAAAAAAGAUGAGAAAAAAUGGAAAUGAAAAUGAAAAUCCGGUUGAUGCUCGAGGACGUCAAGGAGUAGAGGAAUUGGAUUCAGAUGGCAAUGAAGGGGAGGAAGAUGAAGAGGAUAAUGCCGAAUUUGUUAAGGUUAGUUAUUCUGAAGUAAAUUGUUUUCAUGAAAAAUUUGAAUUUUUUAGACUUUCCUGAAACGUCAGUUUGCUCAAUGUCCCUAUGUCUUCAAAAAUCUCCGAAAUGUAUCCGAGCUGCUGGUCAGUUUUUUUUUUUGGAAUUCAAUUUGUUUCAUAAAAAAUAUAAAUCAUUUCAGGAUUAUGUGGUUGUUUACCUGAAACAAGACAAAGAACUCUACUACAAAGUUACACACAGUUUUGAAGAUAUGAUAAAUUGGUACAACACAGAAUUCCUUGUUGGCUACAAAAAUUGGAUACGAUUUUGUGAUGAUCCGGAAAAAUCAGAAAUCGAAAAUAUGACUGCGAAUAAAUAUAAUGUUGAAUUCCAAAGUAAGCAUUGGCGGAAAUGUUUUUUGCAACAUUUAAUUUUUUUGCAGUUAAUGGUACAAUUGUUGAACAACCAGUAGAUGCUCAUCCAGUGAUUUUUCCAACACAAAUCAGGGAGAGACUUGUCGCAAAAAUGCGUGAAGAACACGAAGAGAGGGAAAAUCGGCGAUUGGAAGAGGAAAGAUUGGUUAGUUCUAAUCAGGGGGGGAUGGUUUCUAGAAUUUUUGAGUUGUUCUAGAAUUUUUCUAAAUCCAAAUAUUUUCUAACUCUAAUAUUUUCAGAUGUUCCAUAGAUUCUAUGAACAUCAAAGACAAAUGUUCAUCGAGCAAUUAAGAAGAAGCCGCGAAAGAUGGGAGCAAUAUAUGCAAGGUCGCCGUUUCUAA